Dendroctonus ponderosae (mountain pine beetle) is the source of this 1339-nucleotide messenger RNA. RefSeq names its product glucose-dependent insulinotropic receptor. Gene Ontology annotation, biological process: adenylate cyclase-activating G protein-coupled receptor signaling pathway; G protein-coupled adenosine receptor signaling pathway. Gene Ontology annotation, molecular function: G protein-coupled receptor activity. The record is from RefSeq and is a predicted model, not a curated record. Bases 200 to 1297 code for a protein of 365 amino acids. The transcript has 4 exons. Gene Ontology annotation, cellular component: membrane. Lineage: Eukaryota; Metazoa; Arthropoda; Insecta; Coleoptera; Curculionidae.
GCAGGAGCAAAUUGAUGGGUAAACAGGCACGGCCGCCUUAUCAACCAUAUCCCUUUGCGGGCGCAAUUCUAUUUUCAAUCUAUCAGGAUGAAGUUUUAUCUGAUCUAUUUCGGUGUGAGUGAGUGAUGGCCUUUUAUUAAGUGCUCCAUGAUCCCGUGGUAUUAAGGGAAAAACAAAAUAAUUGAUAAAUCGCGAAAUUAUGAUGUUCACAAGUGCUGAUAGCACUGCACAACAUGAGGCAAACAUGGGCAACAGCCUGCCCACUGACUCCGAGCUCGACGAUCCGCAAGUGAACCGCUAUUUGACCGUCUACGACUAUGUGAUUCCAUUAGUUGGAGCCGUUUUAGUGCUGGUCAAUUUUAGCGUUGUGGUUUCCAGUGGCUUACUGAUACGAAAACGUAUAGAACCGAGGUACACUUAUCUGUUUUUGGGCAAUGUGGCAAUGACGGACACUAUCAUAGGAAUAUCUAUCUUGUUUGGUCAAUUCUACCCGAAAAGUCACCGGAACCAUCAUGUUUGUGCCAUUCAAAUGGGCAUGAUUGUAUCCAGCACCCUUUCGUCCAUCUACUCCGUAGGCCUGCUCGCAGUAGACCGAUUCCUCUACAUCGUCUACGGCAUCAAAUACUGCAAAUGGAUCAGCACAGUGCGCGUUCGAAUAGUUAUAGGCCUGACCUGGCUGAUGGCGAUGAUUAUCGGGUUUUUGCCUCUCUUCGGCUGGUCCGGCGACACUUCGGAUGGCAGAGUGUGCUGGUUCAUCGUAGUGGCGCCCAGUCCUUUGAUCAUCGUCACGGUUUGCAUCGGGAUCAUUCCAAUCAUCAUUGUGAUGGUGCUCUAUUCUAUCAUUCUGUAUCACGCCUUGGUCAACAUCAAGCAGAUUCAGUGCUCCAUCUACACGGUGAAUACGAUUUCCGAGCAGCUGGAGGCGUUAGAGAAUCUGCGAAUGUUCAAAGGGACUGUGGAGGUGCCAAUGAAGCCGGUGAAGCGAAAAUCGGAGGGCAGGAAACCGUCGCAAACAAAAGCGCCCAACAAGUGGAAAGCUGUGAAAAUCGUCCUCUUUACCACGCUCAGUUUUCUUCUGACCUGGUCGCCCUAUUUUUUCGCCUGCAUUCUCUACGUGGGCGAGCACUGCGGCCUGGAUGAGGAUUCGGAACCGUGCAAAACCCUGCGGCUCUUAAUUGCCAGCCCGCUCACUAUCUUAGGCUUCACCAACAGCCUGAUCAACCCCCUGAUUUACGCCUGGUGGCACAACGGGUUUAGGACUUACAUGCGGAAGACGCUUAAGAUGUGCUGCAGGUGAAGUGUGUUGGAGCCAUAUGAAAUAAACUCACUGUGAUUGUCA